ACCGCCCGCCCCCGCCCCGCCCCGGUCAGCUGGGUUCCGCGUCCAGCCGGCUGCGGAGCAUCCCGGGCGGCGCGAACGGCCCAGCCAUGUCCGCGGCCAUGAGGGAGAGGUUCGACCGGUUCCUGCACGAGAAGAACUGCAUGACUGAUCUCCUGGCCAAGCUCGAGGCCAAGACCGGAGUGAACCGGAGCUUCAUCGCGCUCGGUGUCAUCGGACUGGUGGCUUUGUAUCUGGUGUUCGGUUAUGGAGCCUCUCUCCUCUGCAACCUGAUAGGUUUCGGAUACCCAGCCUACAUCUCAAUGAAGGCCAUCGAGAGUCCCAACAAAGAUGAUGACACCCAGUGGCUGACGUACUGGGUGGUGUACGGUGUGUUCAGCAUUGCCGAAUUCUUCUCCGAUCUCUUCCUGUCCUGGUUCCCCUUCUACUACAUGCUGAAGUGUGGCUUCCUGCUGUGGUGCAUGGCCCCCAGCCCGGCUAACGGGGCUGAGAUGCUCUAUCGGCGAAUCAUCCGUCCUGUCUUCCUCAAGCACGAGUCCCAGGUAGACAGUGUAGUGAAGGACGUGAAGGACAAAGCCAAAGAGACUGCAGAUGCCAUCAGCAAAGAAGUCAAGAAGGCUACGGUGAACCUGCUGGGCGAUGAGAAGAAGAGCACCUGAGUCCUGGCGCCCCUCCCCCACCCGCUCCCUAGAGCUCCGUGUCAUGCUAGGGACAGUGGCACAGUCGUUGGAUAAUGUUGCCUUGGAAACUUCCCAAUGUAUUAAAAAUGGAAUGUGUUGUAAGCUGUUUUGCUUUUAUUGUCGUAUAUGUAGAGAGCAUUUUCGUUUAAAUCUAACAGAGUGGGCAGUACCUCAAAUGUUUAAAAUAUUUUGCUGUGUAGGAAGACAUGUCACUAUACUCCAGGAAAUACAAAUGAGGGUUGAGAAUCUCCGUCCGUAGGCCCCGUGCUCUGCGGGGCUCACCCUGCAUGCGUCUCCUUGUGCUUACAGUUAGGAAACCUCUGUGGUUGUGCUUCAUGCAGUGUAUGAUUUUAUAUAUAUAGUUCUGUGUCUUAAUGUAUCUGCGCAUAUACAUAUAUAUGGAAAAUGUUAUUGUCUGGCUAGAACACGCACAGUGCUUGCAAGGAAGAGGCCAGGAGAGGCUUGUAGACGCCACCAGUGACCUGCGAAGCGAGACCACCUGCCGAGGCUGGAGGUGUGAGCUUCCAAGUAAUGUUUCAGAAAUCGAUGCAAGCGAGUAAGACUCGAACCUGUGAUCAACUCCAGUUCCCCAGGAAACCGUGGCACCAUCUCACCUGCUCCUCAUCUGAGAUGCUGAAAUGCCAGCCGUUCAUGGUUUACCUUAAAUCUGGGUAACAAGGUCCUUAGUCCUCUCCUCCCCAAACUCUUUAAAAACUAGUUCAAGGCACCUCCUAAGACAGACAGCCCACCUCCUAAGAC
Mus pahari (shrew mouse) is the source of this 1436-nucleotide messenger RNA. It is a transcript of the gene Reep5, whose product is annotated as receptor accessory protein 5. The record is from RefSeq and is a predicted model, not a curated record. Bases 87 to 656 code for a protein of 189 amino acids. Lineage: Eukaryota; Metazoa; Chordata; Mammalia; Rodentia; Muridae. The transcript has 5 exons.